Neltuma alba is the source of this 1341-nucleotide messenger RNA. Its product is annotated as glucan endo-1,3-beta-glucosidase, basic isoform-like. NCBI's taxonomy places the organism in Eukaryota, Viridiplantae, Streptophyta, Magnoliopsida, Fabales, Fabaceae. The record is from RefSeq and is a predicted model, not a curated record. Bases 17 to 1066 code for a protein of 349 amino acids. Gene Ontology annotation, molecular function: hydrolase activity, hydrolyzing O-glycosyl compounds. The transcript is spliced from 2 exons. Gene Ontology annotation, biological process: carbohydrate metabolic process.
AAGUGAUUGUGUAGUGAUGAUAUCUUCAGACAUUAUGACUGGGAAGGCUGCCUUCAUGGCUUCUCUACUCUUCCUAUUCGCACUCUUCACCUCAAAUCUUCGCAUCACAGAUGCUCAGAUCGGUGUUUGCUAUGGCAUGAUGGGCAACAAUCUGCCAUCCCCACGCGAAGUUGUGAAUCUUUACAGAGCCAACAACAUCAAGCGAAUGAGACUGUACGAUCCCAACCAAGCAGCUCUUGAAGCUCUCAGAAACUCCGACAUCGAGCUCAUGCUCGGCGUCCCCAACGUCGACCUUCAGAGCCUAGCCAACAACGCCGAUGCCGCCCGCCAAUGGGUUCAACGCAAUGUUCUCAACUACUACCCCUCCGUCAACAUCAAAUACAUCGCCGUCGGCAACGAAGUGAACCCCGUCGGAGAGAACAGAGAGCAUUCGCCGUACGUCCUUUGGGCGAUCCGGAACGUGUACCGAGCCAUAAGGGCGGGACGCCUUCACGACCAAAUCAAGGUCUCAACCGCCAUUAGCAUGAGGCUUGUAGGGACCUCGUACCCUCCGUCGAAGGGUAGCUUCCGGGACGACGUCAGAUCAUACUUGGACCCUAUCAUACGUUAUUUGGUCUCCGCAAACGCACCAUUAUUGGCUAAUAUAUAUCCUUACUUCGCCUAUAUCUAUAGCGAUGGUCGCAUAUCUCAGCAAUAUGCUCUGUUCACUGCUCCAAACGUGGUGGUACAGGACGGUUCGAGGGGGUACCAGAAUCUGUUCGAUGCCAUGUUGGACUCGGUUCAUGCCGCUUUGGAUAACACGAGGAUUGGGUAUGUGAAGGUGGUCGUGGCGGAGAGUGGGUGGCCUUCUGAUGGGGCGUUUGCGGCUACCUACGAUAAUGCGAGGACGUACCUGGACAAUCUGAUUCGACAUGUCAACAGGGGCACUCCGAUGAGGCCUGGACCUACAGAGACAUAUGUUUUUGCAAUGUUCGAUGAGAACCAGAAGAACCCAGAACUGGAGAAACAUUUUGGGCUGUUUUAUCCCAACAUGCAGAAGAAGUACCCCUUUGGCUUUGGGGCGUAAAAGAGCUCUAAAAUUGAUGCACAUAUAAUAUAUAACAUGACGUUUCCUUAAAAGUGAUGGUAGUUAAUGAAUAAGGUUUUGAGUAUUGAUAUAUGACAAAUACUCCUACAUGUGUAAUUUCUUUUCUUUUUUUGGUCAACUACAUGUGUAACUUCGAAUGCGAAUAAAAAUGAAGUGUCUGCAGUUUGAAUGUCUUUAAUAUAUGAAUAUAAUCCACGCAAAAUCCCUUUUUUACACGGCAAGGGCGCCGAUGAUCGAUUGAGUUAGAGAGAUCC